Molecule: messenger RNA, 1954 nt
Organism: Mus musculus (house mouse)
Lineage: Eukaryota; Metazoa; Chordata; Mammalia; Rodentia; Muridae
Gene: Tcea2
Product: transcription elongation factor A (SII), 2
Exons: 10
Coding region: 951-1772 (273 amino acids)
Biological process (GO): DNA-templated transcription; transcription elongation by RNA polymerase II
Cellular component (GO): nucleus; nucleoplasm
Molecular function (GO): nucleic acid binding; zinc ion binding
Source: RefSeq, marked validated
GUCGCACGCGGCCGCCAGGCGGAGGUUUGGACCGCGGAUCUAGGCGGCGGCGGCGGCCGAGGUCAGGCCGGGCGGCGCAACCGGCACAACCCGCCGCCACCGAGGUAGUGAUGGGCAAGGAGGAAGAGAUUGCUCGUAUCGCCCGGAGGCUGGACAAAAUGGUGACCAGGAAGAACGCGGUGAGGGGCGCGGGCCGCCAGGACCCUGGGGCCCCGCUCCGCGGAGACCGUCUGAGCCUACCCUCGGGCAGAGUGAUACCUAGCCCAGUCAGUCGAGACCCCUUGCCCAGGCCCGCCCUCCACCCUGUCCUGGGACUGCCGCUUCGCAAUGGACGCCGCGUUGACCGAAAGCUACCCUCUGUUCGUCGCCCAGCGGUGGCCGCGGGCGUCCCUGGCCCAGCCGUUGUCUCCCCUGUCUGCCCCCCACCCUUCAGCACCAGGUUUCUCUUAAUAAAUUUUUCCCCUGCUUAGUCAGGCCUCAGGCAACAGCAAGUCGGUUUGGGCAGACAGUUGAGCCUGUGGCGUUGAGACCCCUGGCCAGUGUGGGCUUGGCAGUCCAGCCUGCCUUCCGACCAUGGUCACCUGCGUAGCCUUUGAGGAGCAUCCUUAGGGGAUGAUGGCACCUGCAAUCUUGCCUUCCGUGGGUGGGAAGGGACUUAGGAGGUGGCUUUAAGACUGAGUGACUCUAGAGCAUCCGCAGCACCGCUCUGAGGGCAGCCCAGAUAGUGGCUGAGUCAUGAGUCUGUACAGCCUCCCCAGGACUGUGCUUGAAGUAGAAGGCUGCAGGACAGCUUUUGGGGAUGAGCAGGAUUGCUCUAGGGGUUGGAGGGCUGGGGUCUAAAACAGGAAGUAGGUUAAGUGCCCACAUAAGCCUUUACACUGGAAACAGAACCCACUUUGCAAUCAUCUGGGCUACAGAGGCCCUGCUGGAGCUUCUUUCCGGAGGGAGCUAUGGAUUUGCUGCGGGAGCUGAAGAAUAUGCCUAUUACAUUGCACUUGCUCCAGUCCACCCGUGUUGGGAUGUCUGUCAAUGCUCUGCGCAAGCAGAGUUCAGAUGAGGAGCUCAUUGCACUUGCCAAGUCCCUCAUCAAGUCCUGGAAGAAGCUCUUGGAUGUUUCUGAUGGCAAAUCCAGGAAUCAAGGGAGGGGCACACCUUUGCCUACAUCAUCAUCAAAGGAUGCCUCAAGGACUACGGAUCUCAGCUGCAAGAAGCCAGAUCCACCUAGGACCCCAUCCACUCCAAGGAUCACUACAUUUCCCCAAGUGCCCAUCACCUGUGAUGCUGUACGAAACAAAUGCCGAGAGAUGCUGACUUUGGCCCUGCAAACUGACCACGACCACGUGGCCGUUGGUGUGAACUGUGAGCAUCUGUCAUCUCAGAUCGAGGAGUGCAUCUUCCUGGACGUGGGAAAUACUGACAUGAAGUACAAGAAUCGGGUGCGGAGCCGAAUCUCUAACCUGAAAGAUGCCAAGAACCCUGGUCUACGGCGGAAUGUGUUGUGUGGUGCCAUUACACCCCAGCAGAUAGCUGUGAUGACAUCAGAGGAGAUGGCCAGUGACGAGCUGAAGGAGAUUCGCAAGGCCAUGACUAAGGAGGCCAUCCGUGAGCACCAGAUGGCCCGUACAGGUGGCACACAGACUGACCUGUUCACCUGCAACAAGUGCAGGAAGAAGAACUGCACCUACACGCAGGUGCAGACCCGUAGCUCCGAUGAGCCCAUGACUACCUAUGUUGUCUGCAACGAGUGUGGGAAUCGAUGGAAGUUCUGCUGAGCCCUUCUGACGUAACCCUGGCCAUGGCUAACACUGUCCUUCCUGCAAUGUUCUUGGUGGACACAGCUUCUCUGGAGAUACCCUGAAGGUGGCACGCCCUGUUCCAGCCCACCUGGUGUGCACUUUUUGCCCUCUUUACCUCAUUAUUAAAUGUUUUCUUGCUCCUAAUGGGCUAAACACAG